Messenger RNA from Plasmopara halstedii, 1746 nucleotides. RefSeq names its product atypical abc1 abc1-a protein kinase. The record is from RefSeq and is a predicted model, not a curated record. Gene Ontology annotation, biological process: ubiquinone biosynthetic process. The transcript is spliced from 3 exons. Gene Ontology annotation, molecular function: kinase activity. Lineage: Eukaryota; Oomycota; Peronosporomycetes; Peronosporales; Peronosporaceae. Bases 1 to 1746 code for a protein of 581 amino acids.
AUGUGGACGAAAGACUUUAUGCGCGUGCUGCUGGGUGCCAGCAAAGUCGCAGAAGAAAUUGCUCGUACCCAAAAACACGAUGUCGUGGUCAAAAGCGGGCGGUUAUAUAAGCACGCAGUGGAACUGACUCGUUUAGGUCCUGUUCUCUUGAAUCGAGAAGGUUCUAUACCUCCUUCACCUACGACUGCUACUCCAGCAAAAAUAUUGCAAACAACACAGCAGGAUGUCCAGCGGGAAAUACAAGAGGAGACUCCAGUCGUUAAGGAGCAGAAACUGCCGAUUAGUGAGCCGCCAAAGGAUCUAGAUGAACGGGUGGAGGCGAAGACACUUCAAAAGGAUUCGAUCCAGCUCACCAAGGUAGAUGAAAAGAACGAGACCAAACCGAAAUUCUCGACACCUUCAAUUGAAGAAAAAGAGCCACCUAAAAAGGUGUGGGAGGAAAGACAUGUGCCAUCGUCUCCAUUAUCUCGUAUCUUGGGUUUUGGUGGUCUUGCAGCGAGGUUGGCUGUAGGUACAGCGGCAGAGAUCGUUCGAAGUGGCGGCAAAAACGGUACCUACAAUGCGCUGGUAUCUGAUGCCAAUGUUGAAAAGCUAGCAGAAACAUUAUGUACAAUGCGAGGCGCGGCACUGAAGCUUGGUCAAAUGCUAAGCAUUCAGGACGAAGCCAUGAUCCCGUCAAAGCUAGCAGUAGCUUUAGAUCGCGUGCGGGAAAAUGCACACGUGAUGCCAAAGGAUCAACUCCAUCGUCAACUUGAGAAUGAGCUUGGGCACGAGUGGCGCAGCAGAUUUCAGGAAUUUGACGAUGUUCCUAUUGCCGCUGCAUCCAUUGGACAGGUGCAUCGAGCUACGCUUUUAAAUGGCGACCGCGUGGCAAUUAAGAUUCAGUAUCCAGGUGUUGCUGAGUCCAUCAGCAGUGAUCUGCUAAAUUUGAAGAGAUUGGUGACGUAUACUAAUAUAUUGCCGCGCGGGUUAUAUAUUGAUGAAAUCAUUCGUGUGGGCAAGGAGGAACUCACGGCUGAAUGUGAUUACGUUAGUGAAGCGCAUAAUCAAGAGCGUUUUAAGAAGCUGAUUGAUGAAAGUGGCAUGAAUAGAAAAUAUGUGGUACCGCGAGUGUAUCGUGAACUAUCAACGUCGCGCAUCUUGACGACGCAAUUGAUCUCUGGAGUUGCAAUUGACAAGGCAGUUCAUCUUUCUCAAGAAGUUCGCGACAGCAUUGCUCGUCGCAUCCUUGAACUUACAAUUUUUGAGCUCUUCAAUUGGCAUUUUAUGCAGACAGAUCCAAACUGGAGCAACUUCAUGUACAAUGCAUCUACCGAUACAAUUGGAUUGGUAGAUUUUGGUGCUGCUCGUGAAUAUGCAAAGUCUUUCGUGGAUGACUAUUUUAAUAUCGUAUGGGCUGCCGCGAACGAAGAUGAGAAGACGCUCAUCGAUUACUCGAUCAAGAUGCGAUUCCUCACUGGUGACGAGUCCCCAGGUAUGUUGCGUGCUCAUAUUGCUGCAGGUAUGGUAGUUGGUGAGCCCUUUCGGUCCCAUGAGCCGUUCGAUUUCGAGAAAAGCAAGUUGACUACCAGACUAGGCCAGCACACUGAAGUUUUUAUGCACGGCCGUUUGACGCCACCUCCGCAAGAAGCAUAUUCUCUUCAUCGAAAACUGGCAGGCGCUUUUCUUAUGUGUAUCAAGCUGCGUGCCGUCGUCCCUUGCCGAGAUGUGCUUGAAGAUGUUCAACGUCGAUAUUACUCUUACUAA